Messenger RNA from Schizophyllum commune H4-8, 1545 nucleotides. RefSeq lists its product as uncharacterized. Gene Ontology annotation, cellular component: mitochondrial inner membrane. Gene Ontology annotation, molecular function: ribosome binding. Lineage: Eukaryota; Fungi; Basidiomycota; Agaricomycetes; Agaricales; Schizophyllaceae. The record is from RefSeq and is a predicted model, not a curated record. Gene Ontology annotation, biological process: intracellular monoatomic cation homeostasis. The coding region runs from base 58 to 1293 and encodes 411 amino acids. The transcript has 5 exons.
UUAUUUUCCUCUCCGCCACCUCCACUUCCCGCCUGUCCCAUCUCCAGACGGGACUCUAUGUUCGCCCCUGCUCGCAGAAAUGCGGGCUUAAUACCGUCCCUUGUGAGGCCGACGGACUUGUACCGGCAUUCGUCGAUCCUCCAGGCGCACGCGUCCCUUGUCACUGGAUGCUCAUCCCAUUCCUUCCCCUCCCUGAACCCCUCGCCCAUACUUCUGCACCGCUACUACUCUACGCCUAACACCGACCCCGCACGGCGCGAACAGCGAGACUCAGCACCCAGCCCUACCCCGCAGGCCAAAGAGCCGAAGGUCGUCCUCCGUCCGGGCCCUAUCAAGCCCAAUUCGUCCGCGACGAAGAAGGCUUCCUCUACCCCUUCCUCCAGUAAGAAGGACACCAAUGACGCCUCACAUUUGCAUCCCCCACCGCCUCCGUCUCCGCUGCAUCCGCACGACGUGAAGGAGGCAGUCGCGCAAGAUCUGCAGGAAGCAUACGUCCACGGCGUCUUCAAGCCCCCUCCGCCGGAUGCCAGCACGUUGGGCAAGUGGUGGCACACAAUUGUACAAUAUACGAAAUUCUACUAUAAUGGUGUGAAGAUGGUGGCUACGCGUGCGCCGCAGGUGCGGGAGAUUCGUGCACGGUUGAAGGGGACGGCCCCGGGACCACCGCCGACACGGGCGGAGGUGCGGAUGGUUGCGCUGCAUGAACAGGAUGUGAGGAAGAUGGUACCAUUCAUCAUGAUCGUGAUUAUCGCGGAGGAGCUCAUCCCCCUCGUCGCGAUUUGGGCACCGUGGAUGCUUCCUUCGACCUGCGUGCUGCCGAUUCAGCGCGCGCGCAUCAUCGAGGGGAAGCAUCGCGCUGCUGUCGAAGCCAGUGCGCGCUCAGGGUCCACCUUCGCUGAGCUGCGAGCUGCAGCUAAGGGCGAUCCCCCGCGCGUUAGCCUGGCCGCACUGUCGACCGUUCCGCGACUGGCGCAGACGGAUUUAUGCAGGAUAUUACACACGUCAGGCUUUUUCCCGCGGAGGAAUAUCGAGAAGCAGCUGCGCGCAGUGGCUGCAGAUGACGCGCUCCUCAUCCGCGAGAUCUUGCCUACGAAGCGUGUAGGACUGACUGACGAGGAGCUUGCGGACGCGCUGGCAGACCGCGGCAUUCCGCAUGAGGGCCUCCCGCGGAAACAACAGGAGAAGCUGCUAUUGACGUGGCUGGAAGAUGUGGCGCGGUUUGCAGAGCAGCCAGAAGAGGGACUGGAGAGGCGGUUGUAUCUCGUGCUGGGGUACAAGCCGUUGGGCGCGUAGAGGUGAAGGGGCGGUGUGAGGGCGGUAUGGGACAGCAUGGAGGCCACUACUUAUUAUAUAGCACGUCCUUGGAGUAUGUAUACUGGACUCGGAGGAUAUUAUCCCUUCUCCCUUUGUGCGCUCUGCCGAUGUCAAGGGAGAUCGACGCGCGUAGGUGGACAAAUAGAGUGUCAAGGGAACAAACACUGCCAUUUUGGGAUCAAGGAUUCAGACCUUCGGCUACUUCCGGAUGUUCUUGCCCUGGACUGCCAU